AGCGGAGCCUCGGGGAGCAAGGCCGCCAGGAGUGCCAGAUCCUGGGUCAGACAGGCGCCCAGCAACCUCCCACGCGACAGGGGCGCGGCGCCCUGCAGGGCCUCGGCGGCCAUGGGGUGCGUCAGCUCCAUGGGGCAGCCCGCUGGAAAAGCGGCGCUCCUGAAGGAGAGGGGAAAGAUGUUGACUUCCGCGACGUCUAUGUGGUCGGCAGCAGGCUCGGGAGCGGUGCUUUCGGCACCGUUUACGAGUGCAGAAAGAAGCAGGGCGACAAGACCACCUACGCCGUCAAGAUGAUGGAACAUCAGAGUAGCUGGUGGGGUCGGCUGUCAUCGUCCCAGGACGCGCAGUGGAAGAUGUUCGUUCAAGAGUUCAAAAUGCUAAAGGCGGUCAGCCAUCCUCAGCUUGUCAGGAUGGUCGGGGUAUUUGUGGACGAUUAUUUCGUAUAUUUCGUGAUGGAUAAAUACAAGUCGAGCCUCAUCAACGCAUUGCUCCCGCUUCUCAAGAGGAGUCCCAGGGGCAUUUCAGGCCCGGUGCUCGCGGAGAUCUUGAGGCAGAUGUUGGAGUCGAUUGCCUACAUGCACGGGAUGAUGAUUGUCCAUCUAGAAGGCAGAUAAUUACCUCGUAGACGACCUCGAGUUUAAGGGGAAGGAUUUCAAGGUCGUCUUGACAGACCUUAGCACGGCGCGCCAUCUAGAGGAGGGCGUGUUCCUCAAGGAGAUCGUGGGCACCAGAGAAUACUGGGCCCCAGAGCUGAUUACGCGCUCGUACGCGCACAAGGUGGACGUGUGGGCUGUAGGCGUCAUUUUUUGGUGCAUGAUAACUUCCAAGUUCCCAUUCGCCACCAUGCAGGACCGCUUCACGAAGCAGCUCCGAAGACAUGAGAGGAUGAAUGCCGACCAGUUUGCUAUCAUCCAGGGUCUUCUUCACAAGAGUCCACAACAGCGUAGCAAGCCGUUGGCAGCUCUGGAGAACCAGUGGAUCAUUCGCGAGUGCCAAAAGCACAAGAGCAGCAUCGCCGCGGCGGCACAGGUGGCCGACGACACAGUGGACGAGCAGGCUGGUGGUGGUGCUGCACCAGAGGACGGCGCCAAAGGGUUUGGGGUCACGCGCCAGGCGCCUGCCCAAGGGGGCGCUGUCGGGGGAGAGGCCCAACGCUUCAACGAGAAAAUGAAGAUGGCCUCCGAAAGGCACGCGCAGGGCGACAAGUCUGCGUUGCCGAUGGACCUCAAGCAGCAGCAGAUGGAGGCGCCGCCGACAGGCGCGGUGACAAGCACGAACCAGCGUGUUGGCGAGUCUCGCGCCUACGAGUGGUGGAGCGAGGAGAGGUGUGUCGAGAAGCAGGUGCCAGACAUCCGGACGCAGUGCAUCAAAGCGGCAACCCCGAUCUCGGAUAAUAGUGUUAGCAUGGAGUCGGGGGACACCGUCGUCGGGGAGCCGGCGAAUAUCGAGUGGCUGGAGAAUUUGUUCCGUACUUACCGCAUCGACACGAGCAAGUGGGGAGUGGGUCAGGCCAAGACCGUGGCAAACAUUAAGCACGAGUUGGAGCAGCACGAGUGCAGCUUGUUACUGCGGGGAGACAAGCUCAUCCGCAUGGUGGACCUGGUGGUGGUCCGCAUACAGUCCAAGGACGGAAAAUACUUAGUGGAGGCCAAUCAAACGUUCUCCGACGGGCGAAGCCGCGACGUGAAUAGGUUUCCCGCCGUGAUGUGCCGUGCAAAAGGCAAGGGUCGCGAGAGCGCUAAGGCGGAGAUCGCGCGCCUGCUGGAGUACGAGAUGAGCGCAUCGCUGGACAUACUGAAGCUGGACUGGGGGGGCAACAUCCUGUCCGAGGUCAUCACAGAGAAGGCCUUCUCGCAGUCUUAUCCGGGCCUGGAGAGCGUUUAUCGCAAAUUCUUCUUCACCGCCACGGUCAACGACAACGCCACGACGGUCCAGUUGGCGGGCGUGGGUAUGCCAGGCUCCUGCCCAUUCCAGACCUCACUACAGGAUGGGGACAACACGCGGGUCAAGUGGGAGUGGUGGGACCAACAGAAGUGUCAACAGCAGGGAUUGCCGGUGAAGGCGCAGCCCGUCGUGCAAAGCGAGUUUGAAGGCUACCAGCGGGUCCCUGGGAGCGAGUGGAAAGAGGAGUCGUUGACGAAGCUCCUCAACAAACACAGGAUCCAGACAACCAUUUGGGGUGUCGGCGAGGCCCGCACUUUGGCGCAGCUUGUCACGGAGGUCAACUCGGGCGAGACGCAGCUCUUCGAGAAGCCAGACAGCCCUGGUGACCUGAGGCGGUACCUGGAAAUCUUGAUUGUCAGAGUCAAGAACUCCUCUGGACAUGCGCUCGUGGAGACUGCGCAUAGCUUUGGGACAGCGCAGAAGCGAGAGCGCAACCUCCUCCCGGCCACCAAAGUGCGGCCGUUCGAGGACCACAUCUGGGCUGUACGUCGCCUGCUGUCCGAGCUCGACAUCCCCUUCUCCAGCGCCAGGACCACCUUCGGCCCCAGGCGCACUGAAGCGUCCAAGAGCCCGUCGUAUCCGAGUAUCACUACCGUGUACCUCAAGCAGGUCGUAGAGGUCCAGCUGGAGGACGUCGCCCUGGAGAACCUUGAGAGCCCCGACGUCGCCGCGAAGUGGUACCAGACCGCGCAGGCGAGCGGGGUCAAGCGCGAGAGCACGGUGACCGGCAGGUGAGGGCGGCGCCCGCGGCAUCUGCCAUGGCCUCGUGGCCUGCAGGAGCACCGCUCGGACGGACCGGCAGGUUCUGCCUCGCCGCUCGGGCACCCGCGGGCGCCGAGGAGCGCCAGGCACCCAGGCGCGGCGGCACUGCACUGCGCGCGACGGGCUGCGGCCGCGCUGCGGGCGCGAAGGGUCGGAGCUUCGGCGUGCGAAGUCUGCGCCGUGGAGGAGGCCUUGCCGUGCUUGGUGGUAUCGCUCGACCGCUUGGGCCCUGAGCGCACCGUGGGGGGGGGGGGGAGAAGCGUCCGGUGUGGAAGGAGGAGGUAGCGCCUGCUUGCCCGAGCGCGUUCCGAGCUGGCUCCUCGUACAAUGACCUCCGGGAGGGGGCGAUCCAUCGUGGAGUUCACCUGUUAUAGUGAAUGGGUGCUGACUGCUGGGUCGGGCGGUCCCGAAGGUUCUGCACAACGGAGCCACCUCCCGACGCGGAGGCGGGGUUUUCCCCGAGCAGCAAAGCGGCACAGCCGUGCAAAGCAUGUCGCGGCAGGUGUGCUUCUUUUUCCAGUCCUCGCCCAUCGCCCUGGUCAUCCUCCAUUUGCCUUUCCUCGGCGGCGCGCCUACGAGUGGUGUGUGUGUGUGUGUGUGUGUGUCGACUUCCUACUUCUAUCAUCGAUGGUUUCCUACCUCAAUCGCCGACUACUUGGGCGGGCCAGAGCCCAAUCCGCUUUAACGGCCUUCCUGCCGCAUGCCUCUACAUGCUUUCGACCGGCCCGAACUGCUCAUGUUGAUUGUGCACCCCUCCUCCUCCUCCUCCUCCUCCUCCUCCUCCUCCUCC
This is a messenger RNA of Prorocentrum cordatum, 3496 nucleotides long. The record is from the annotation of a GenBank genome assembly. NCBI's taxonomy places the organism in Eukaryota, Dinophyceae, Prorocentrales, Prorocentraceae.